UCGACAAGAUGUAAUUAAAUAAAUAACGUCACACGAAGUCUUUAUCAAGAAUAUAAAACGAACGGAAAUUCAUGUUAUAUCAAUUAAAAUUCGAAGUAGAAACGUAGUGUGGAAGUCGAAACAGGAAAUUACUCGCAUAAUGAAGAAUAAUAUAGAAAACGACUAUAAAAGAAUACUUUACUUCUUGAUAUUGCUGCUGUUCCUGCUUGUCCUUCUACUAUCGUUUUUAUUCAUCUGUUUACUUCAAUAUUCGAAUAUGCGAAUAACUUCGCUCGAGAUACAAGAGAAUAAUAAAAAGUCUCGGAAAACUAAUGACGAAGAUGCCAUCAUUAAUGAAAACACUAUUGGUCACCAAGCGAAGAAAAGGGAAAUCUCUUCUCAAACCGAUAAAGGAUGCCAAAAGGAUUGUUCUCCGACACCAAAUCCACCUGAAAAAAACUGCGACACAUUAAAGAUAAAUGAAAAUUGGAGUGUAAAAAAAACUGAUUACUUGGGAUUUUGUUUCGCUGCCGAUCAAUUUUGUGGAAGAAACAGAGAAAAUUCAAAAGACGAACAGGAAGACAAUUUGGGAGGAGAAAAUAAACAAGAAAAUAAGAAUUGCAUUCUCCAAAAUAUUACAGAGGAUGAGACUUUUCAGUACCAGAACUUCAGUUUUCAUUUCACAGGAAAAUAUAGGUCAAUAUUUAGGAAUAUUGAAGAGGGACCAAAAGACAAUUACAAGAUUAUUUCACAAGAAUUGGGUGAUGGUUUAAUGAAAGAAUUUCGACUUAAUGAAAAGCGAGAAGUCAAAAUACUAAAACAGUUUAAAUUACCCGAACAAAUGUUUGUUUGGGGAAUUAUUGGAUACAACGGAAAUAUUUACGGUCGACAUAAAAAUUUUUCUGAAGGAAGAAUUAUCAAGUAUAACAUUGAAACAGAGAAGUUGACUUUUGGAGAUAAAUUCGAUUUUAAUGAGAAUAAACAUUUCGUAUAUUUAUUUCACGGUGAUAACUUUUUCUGGGCAUUUGAAGUUAUAAGUCAGACAUUACAUUAUUUAGACACUGUUUUAGUGGGUUAUAAAAUGGAUUUUGAUAAUUUAAAAGUUUUGUCAAAACUGAAUUUUACUUCGAAUAAUUUUAAUUAUAGAUUCACGUUCGUUGCUUAUGAUAAGCUGUAUCGCGUUUAUUAUCGCUCUGGUAAGAUUUAUAUUUCGUCGGCUUUAAACGACGAAGAGUUUCUAUACAUUGAUGUACAGGAAGAUGUAUACAGAUUUGAAAGAGUCAUGUAUAAUGCUAAAGAACAAAAUCUUUACUUACAGUCUACUGAUUACAAACAUAACUAUCAAAUUAUUGUAAAAAAGUUACACUUUAAUUGUUCAAACGAAGAUUGACGAGUCGCUUCAAAACUUGAAUUAUAUUGUUUUAUUUUUACUUUUCCAUAUC
Molecule: messenger RNA, 1421 nt
Organism: Centruroides sculpturatus (bark scorpion)
Lineage: Eukaryota; Metazoa; Arthropoda; Arachnida; Scorpiones; Buthidae
Exons: 5
Coding region: 140-1369 (409 amino acids)
Source: RefSeq, a predicted model, not a curated record